Messenger RNA from Cornus florida, 8416 nucleotides. RefSeq lists its product as uncharacterized. Bases 503 to 7927 code for a protein of 2474 amino acids. The record is from RefSeq and is a predicted model, not a curated record. Lineage: Eukaryota; Viridiplantae; Streptophyta; Magnoliopsida; Cornales; Cornaceae. The transcript is spliced from 7 exons.
UUCUCUUCCCCUGUACUCAUCCCAACACACUGCGAAAAGAAACUCUCUUUCUCCGUCUUCACCUACGGCUCUCUCUCUCUAUCUGCACGCCGGUCGUUGUACACGGCCGUUUCUUAUCCUACGCCACCGGAGGUAAGUUCCUCAUCUCUACAAGCCAUUUUACUUGAUCUUAUAAUUUUUCUCUCCCUUCCUCUCUCUCUAUCUAUCUAUCUGUUUCAAACUAAAUCACCAAAAAUCAAAUCUUUAGUCUCUGUAUUUGUUAGAUUUUUCACUCAUUACAGUCUCAGCCGAGCUUUGUGACCCAUCAUGCUAUAUUUAUAUGUUUUAUUAUUGUUUCUAUUGAUCUAGGGUUGAAGCGAGUUUGUAGGGUUUUCGUUUUUGUUUAUUGGUCAUUAUACGUGUUAGGAAGAAUCCGUACACAUCGAUUUGUUGUUGAGAGAGAAAAUUAGGGUUAGGUUUUGGAUGCGUUGGUGGGGUUUCACAUCCGCCAGACCAAUCUGCAAUGGCCAAUCCUGGCGGUGUGGGGUCGAAGUUUGCGUCUGUAAAUCUGAAUAAGUCCUAUGGGCAACCUUCUCAUAAUCAGCGUCCUUAUAGUAGCUCUUAUGGACAGGCUGCUGCGAGCCGAGGUCGGCCCAGUAGUCAUGGCAGUGGAAUGGUGGUUCUUUCGCGGCCUCGCAGUUCCCAGAAGGUUGGGACGAAGCUAUCUGUUCCACCCCCCUUGAAUUUGCCAUCUUUGAGGAAAGAGCAUGAGAAAUACGAUUUAUCAGGAUCAGGAGGUGGUUCAGCAGGUGGUGCUGCUUCAGGAAGUGGAUCACGGCCAACUUCAUCUGGUAUGGGCUGGACAAAGCCAGGUACUAUUACUUUGCAAGAGGAUGGGAGUGGUGAUGCGUUUGGAAGGUCUGGUAAUGAUGCUCAAGAUGGCAUUGACCAGAGUCUGCAAGCGGUGGAUACUGUAACUAGACGAAGCAGUGUUUAUAUGCCGCCUUCUGCUCAGUUGGGUGGGAUUGGAAUCCCGGUUUCUGCAUCAGCUCGAGCUUAUCCGUUGCCAGCAGAGAGAGCCGCGGUUUUAAGGGGUGAGGAUUUUCCUUCUUUGCAGGCUGCCUUGCCUACUACAUCUGGGCCUGUGCAGAAGCAAAAGGAUAGUUUGCACCAGAACCAGAAGCUUGUAGUGGGCGAAGAAUCUUACAAUGAGCAGAGGGAUAGUUCCCAAUCGAGUUCGAUUUUUCACAUGCGCCCCCAAGGGCAGGCUUCGAAUCAUCCUGUCAGAAAUGGCUAUAACAAGAAUGCUGGUGAAGGUCAUGGGUUUGGAAAUUCACACAUAACAGAGCAAGCUCGGAAGCAGGGAGACUACUUCCCUGGUCCACUGCCAUUGGUUCGGUUGAAUCCAAGAUCUGAUUGGGCUGAUGAUGAGCGUGAUACAGGUCAUGGAUUUGCAGACCGCACCAGAGAACAUGGGUUUUCAAAAAGUGAAGCUUAUUGGGAUAGAGAAUUUGAAUUGCCCAAGAGCAGUGUUUUACCGCACAAACCCCCUCACCCAUUUGAUAGGUGGUCUCAACGUGAUGAUGAAACUGGGAAGGUUUCUUCCAGUGAAGUCCCCAAACUGGACCCUUAUCGCAGAGAUGUAAGAACGCCUAGCAGGGAAGGUAACUCAUGGAAAUCUUCGCCUUCUGCAGGAAACGGUUUUAGUGCUCAAGAAGUUAUGAAUGACAAAAAUGGUCUUGGAGCAAGGCCAACUGGUCUUAACAGAGAAACAGGAGGGGAGAAUAAAUAUGUCCCACAACCUUUUGGCGGCAAUGUUUUGGAUGCUGGUCUCGCAGGAAACCAAGACUCUGCACAUGGCAGGAGGGAUAUGGGCUAUGGACAAGAAGGGAGACAGCAACCGUCUCAUACGUUGGAAUCAUUUAGCAGCCGAGGGGCUGAGUGGAAUACACGAAACCGAUAUGGAAGCGAGCAACCCAACAGAUUCAGGGGUGGUUCUUUCCAGAAUAACUCAGCGUCCAGAUCAUCAUUUUCUUCAGGUGGUAAAGGGCUUCCGAUGAAUCCAGUGUUAAAUUUUGGCAAGGAGAAACGUGCAUUUGCAAGAAACGAAAGGCCUUAUUCUGAGGACCCUUUUUUAAAAGACUUGGGAGGGACUGGGUAUGAUGAAGGGGUUCCCUUUACCGGUGGUCUUUUAGGGGUUAUUAAGAGGAAAAAGGAUGUGGUGAAACAGGCUGAUCUACAUGACCCUGAAAGGGAAUCUUUUGAGGCUGAACUUGAGAGAGUUCAGAAGAUGCAAGAGCAGGAGCGGCGGCGGAUCAUUGAUGAACAAGAAAAAGCUUUGGAACAAGCUCGGAGAGAGGAAGAGGAGAGACAACAAUUGAUCAGGGAAGAGGAAGAACGCCGAAGAAGACUGGAAGAAGAAGCCCGAGAAUCUGUUUGGAGGGCAGAACAAGGGCGACUGGAAGCCAUUCAAAAAGCUGAAGAGCAGAGGAUAGCUAGAGAAGAGGAGAAACAGAGACUUUUCGUGGAGGAAGAGAGAAGGAAGCAGGCAGCUAAGCAAAAGCUCUUAGAAUUGGAGGCUAGGAUUGCCAAGAGGCAGGCUGAAGAGGCGAAGGGUGAUAGUUCUGCUUCUGUUGCAGAUGAGAAAGUGUCGGACUUGUUGAAGGAAAAUGAUAUAUCCGGGGCUGUGGAUGUGGAUAACUGGGAAGACACUGAGAGAACUGUGGAGAGGAUAAUAAUUUCUACAUCUUAUAAUUCAUCGGGUCCUGACAGACCCUUUGAGAUGAGUUCUAGGUCUCACCCUAUCAGAGAUGGUUCUUCUGGCUUUCUGGACAGAGGAAAACAUGUUAAUUCAUGUAGAAGAGAUGUAUUUGAGACUGGGAACAGCUCGCCCUUCCUUAUGCAAGAUCAGGAUAAUGCUCACAUCAGCCCCAGGCAAGAUGCAUCUAUUAGUGGGAUAGUAUUCCCUAGAAAAGAGUUCUAUGGAGGAUCUGGUUAUAUGUCUUCUAGGGCAUAUUUUGAAGGAGGGAUGCGAGAACCUCGCAUUGAUGAUUUCAGUCAUCUAAAAGGGCACAGGUGGAAUGCUUCUGGAGGUGGAGAUCCUUACAACAGCAGACACAUGGAGAAUGACUCAGAAUUUCAUGAGAAUCUCGCUGAAAAAUAUAAUGAUGUUGGAUUGGGCCAGGGUCGUUCACACAGCAAUGUGCGUCCUCCAUAUCCAGAACGGUUGUAUCCUAGUUCAGAGGCAGAUGAACUUUAUUCCUAUGGGAGAUCACGGUAUUCCACAAGGCAGCCUCGUGUCCUUCCCCCUCCAUCACUUGCUUCUAUGCAUAGAACUUCCUUCAGAGGAGACAAUGAACGUCCUGGUUCGUCGACUUUUCUUGGUAAUAACAUGCAUGACAAUCAUAAAGCAAGAAGUGAAUCUACUAUGCAGACAGGGUACUAUGGUGGUCAUCCAGAAACGAUCAAACCAUUUGAAAUUGUUGAUGUCCGGCAAGAGUCAACAAUAACAGAGAAGCAGAAACUGGACAAGGACACCACAAGAAGAUGUGACUCACAAUCUUCACUCUCUGUUUCAAGCCCCCCUGACUCUCCAAAUCCUCUCUCCCAUGAUGACUUGGAUGAUAUUGGAUCAACUGCUGCAGAAGGAAAGGAGAUUCAUCUGUCUAAGGAUGAAUCUGUUGUCUUGAAUGCCAAAUCUGGAAAUGAUACUCUGAUGAUAGCAUCAAGUUCUAUAUCUGCUGGUGAUGAUGAAGAAUGGGCUAUUGAGAACAAUGGAGAGUUCCAGGAGCAAGAAGAAUAUGAUGACGAUGGAGAUGGUUAUCAAGAAGAAGAUGAAGUGCAUGAAGGAGAUUAUGAGAAUCCCGACCUGACCCAGGAAUUCAAAGAUAUGCAUCUAGUGAAGGAAGGUACAUCCAAUAUAAUGGACAACUUGGUCUUGGGCUUUGAUGAGGGUUAUGAAGUUGGAAUACCAAGUGAUGAGUUUGAAAGCAACUAUAGGAACGAAGGAAAUACAUUUGGGGUGCCAAAUGUUUCUGUUGGUAUUGAAGAACAGGUUCCUGCGGAUGGGAUGGCUGGUGAUGGGACAAGCCUUCAACCUGUGAAUGAUUCUCCUCAAGUGAAUAUUGAUGGUUCUUCCACGAGAAUCCAGGAUUCUCCUGUUCAAACUGUUGAUAGUGCUCCUCAUGCCUCAUUGGCAUCGGAUCUCUCGGAUAGAAUUGGUGGUUCUAGUAGUUCUGGUCUAUCUGCUCAGCAUGCACUCCCAUCUUCAGUUAACAUGGCUUCACAUUCUUCUUCUAGUCAGACUGUCAUGUCAACUGUACCUGCUGCUCCAAGUGAAGUUGAUUUACCUUUUAAACUUCAGUUUGGGAUGUUUUCUGGCCCCUCUCUUGUAUCAUCUCCCGUUCCUUCCAUACAGAUUGGUUCCAUACAAUUGCCUCUCCACCUACAUCCCCCUGUUGGUUCAACCCUUUCCCAUAUGCACCCAUCACAGCCUUCACUUUUCCAGUUUGGUCAGAUCAGGUAUACAUCUCCCAUCUCCCAGGGAAUUUUGCCAAUGGCUCCUCAAUCGAUGUCUUUUGUUCAGCCCAAUGCCCAGGCCUAUUAUAAUUUGAAUCAGAAGUCAGGUAUUCCUUUGCCUAUUCAACCCAAUCAAAAUAAUCCUAAUCAUAAUAUGACGAAAGAUGAUGUGCAAUCUCUUAUAGUGGGUGACCAGCAUGUUUUUGUUUCGACGACAUUGAAUCUAUCUCAUGACAAUGCAUCAAGAGGGUCAAAUUCAGUUUCAGGAAGGGAUAGUGCAGAAAGUACUGCUAUGAUAUGCAAGACUCCGGCUGGGAUUUCCCAAGCUGGUGAAAACAAGGUUAUGUCUGAACCAGGUUUCAUAACUGAAGAUAAAGGAGACCGCCAAACAGUUGUGAAUAAUUACAAACAGUCAUCCAAUGAGAGAGGAUCAGAAGGUCAGUCACAGACAGGACAAGUAUCAUCCCAGUCUGUUUCAAGAGGAAAGGAUUCUAAUAGGUCAAGGGCUCAAGGUCCAAUAUCUGGUGUCAAAGGUAAAACAUUCACCUAUUCAUCUAGAAAUUCUGGCCCAAGAUCAUCUUUUCAAGUUUCUGAGGCUUCCCGCACAGGUUCUAGUGGAUUUCAGAAGAGACCUCGUCGGACUAUCCAGCGAACCGAAUUUCGAGUCCGGGAAAAUGUUGAUAGGAGGCAGUCAUCAGUCACAAUUUCUUCUGACAACUCGGGGCUGAAUGAUAAGUCAAAUCUUAAUGGCAGGGGUGUUGGAUUUUUUGUUAGAAAUGGAUUGAAGAAAAAUGUGGUAUCCAGUAAACCACUGAAGCAGAUGGUUGAUUCAGAGUGUUCAAGCUCAGGUGCAGUGAUUUUGCAGGAGAUAAGCUCUGGAAGCAGGGCUAAUAAUGGAAUUGGAAAAGAAGCAUUAACAGAGAAUCAGACCAUCUCACGGGCUGGAGAGGGAAACCUUAAAAGGAACAUUUGUCCUGAAGAAGAUGUUGAUACUCCAUUGGAAAGUGGUGUUGUACACAUUUUUAAGCAACCUGGCAUAGAAGUCCUUAGUGAUGAAGAUGACUUUGUUCAGGUGAGGUCAAAGAGGCAAGUGCUAAAUGAUCGGCGUGAACAGAGAGAAAAAGAGAUCAAGGAGAAAUCUCGGGUGACAAAGACACCGCGGAGACCUCGAUCUACCAAACAGAGUACUGCUGUAUCAAUUCACUCAAAUAAAAUUUCUGCAUCUUUUACUGGAGAAGCACCAGACAGCAUUCACUCUGAUUUUGUUGUCUCUGACCAAGGAUUAGCAAACCUGGAAGUGUCCACUGGAUUCAACUCUAUGGUUUCCCAACCAUUGUCUGCAAUCGGCACUCCUGCAGGGAGCACUGAUACACAGACUGAUAGAAAGUCAAAUGCCAUCAAGUCUCUUCCAUCAGGUUCUAUUUCCUCCAUCUCUAAUAGUGGAAAAAGUUUUGGGCCAGGCCUAAUAUUUGAGACCAAGAAUAAGGUUCUGGGUAACUUUCAAACGUCUUGGGGUAAUGAACGGAUUAAUCAACAGGUUAUGGCCUUAACACAGACCCAACUCGACGAGGCUAUGAAGCCUGUACGGUUCGAUGCACAUGUUGCUUCCGUCGGAGAUCAUACUUGCUCAGUCAGUGAACCCAUCAUGCCAUCGUCGUCCAUCUUGAUGAAAGAUAAAUCAUUUCCUUCCACAGCAAGUCCAAUUGAUUCCCUUCUUGCUGGGGAGAAAAUUCAGUUUGGUGCUGUUACUUCCCCAACAGUACUACUUCCUAGUAGCCGUGUUUCACAUGGUAUUGGACCUCCAGGUUCUGGUCGGUCAGACAUCCAAAUCUCUCGCGAUUUGUCUGCAGCUGAGAAUGAUUGUACUCUGUUUUUUGAAAAAGACAAGCAUUCCAAUGAAUCUUGUGUUCACAUAGGAGAUCGUGAGGCUGAAGCUGAAGCUGAAGCAGCUGCUUCAGCUGUUGCUGCUGCUGCCAUCAGUUGUGAUGAGAGUGUUGGGAAUGAAAGCUCUGUUUCUGUUUCAGAUACCAAAAGCUGUGGAGGUGCAGAUAUUGUUGGGAUCACAAGUGGCGGUGUGGCUUGUGAUCAGCUAUUACCAAGUCAAUCGAGGGCUGAAGACUCUCUCAGUGUAGCUCUUCCCGCAGAUCUCUCUGUUGAGACUUCGCCAAUCUCCUUGUGGCCACCUUUACCAAGUCCACCGAAUUCUUUAAGCCGGAUGCUUUCUCAUUUUCCUGGCGGUCCACCUUCCCACUAUCCCAUCUUUGAUAUGAAUCCCAUGUUGGGGGGUCCUAUUUUUGCUUUCAGUCCACGUGAUGAAUCUGCAGGCACCCAAUCACAGUCCCAAGAGAGUACUGCAUCGCUUUCAGGGCAUCUUGGGACCUGGCAACAAGGCCAAUCUGGUGUGGACUCAUUCUAUGGUCCUCCAGCAGGAUUUACAGGUCCUUUCAUCAGUCCACCUGGAGGUAUUCCAGGAGUUCAAGGCCCCCCGCACAUGGUGGUCUAUAAUCAUUUUGCACCAGUAGGACAAUUUGGCCAAGUUGGUUUGAGUUUUGUGGGUACAACUUAUAUCCCAUCUGGGAAACCACCCGACUGGAAGCACAACGUCACAUCAUCUGCCAUGGGUAUUUGUGAAGGGGACGUGCAUAGUGUGGAUAUGGUCUCUGCACAGCGGGAUACUUCCAACAUGCCUGCUUCUGUCCCACAUCUUACCCCUGGGUCGUCGCUUCUGCCUAUGGCAUCUCCUUUGGCCAUGUUCGACAUGUCUCCGUUCCAGUCCGCACCUGACAUGUCAGCCCAAGGCCGCUGGUCCCAUGUUCCCGCAUCACCACUUCACUCUAUUCCUGUGUCACUGACGUCACAUCAACAAGCAGAAGGGGUAUUGCCUUCUCAUUUCAGUCAUGGACAUCAUAUGGACCAAUUGUUGACUACUAACAGGUUCUCGGAUUCUCGAACUUCAACCCCAUCCGACAGCAACCAGAGUUUCCCUGUGGCAACAGAUGCAACUGUCACCCAAUUUCCUGAUGAACUUGGGUUAGAAUCACUGAGCUCCGAUGCUGCUGGCUCCUCAACACACAGUGCUAUCAAUAAGGGCUCCUCCUCUGGAAGCACCAAAGCAGAUGUUGGCAAGACUGGUGCUGAUCAGAAUUGCAGUAGCAACAACGGUAAAGGCCAUUGCACAAAUGAUUUCAGGACUCAGUCUUCCCAGCAAAAGAAUCCAGCCAGCCAGCAGUACAGUCAGUAUGCAGGCUAUAAUUAUCAUAGAGGAGGUGGGUCUCAAAAGAAUAAUUUAGCAGGUGAAUGGUCCCAGCGCAGGUUAGGGUUCCAUGGACGAAACCAGUCCCUUGGUUCAGAUAAGAAUUUCCCCGCUUCAAAGAUGAAGCAAGUAUAUGUGGCCAAACAGCCCACGAGUGGAGCUUCAACGGUUGGAUGAAUUAACAGAACGUGUCUUUUGGAUAUCCGAAGUGAUCUAAAGCAUUCAUUCAGAAUAUUGUGGUGAUUUUUGCAGCAUCCAAGCACUGCAGGGACUAUUGAGUUUUGAGGUUUGUACUCGUUGAUCAAUAUUUAUAGCUUUGCUAGCUUAUAGAUCGAAACUAGUGGAUUGAUCAGUUUCUAGCAAUUUUGAGUUGCUUUGGCAAGGUCAAGCAAGGAAGGAUGGGGUGAAUUUUCUAGAGAUUGUCUGCUGUAUACUUGGUGAAAUUGAAUCAGUGUAACAAUGGUGUGAUUCAUAGAUUUUUUUGACUUGUCCUUUUUUACUUGGGGGUUUGAUGUAUUGAAAAAAGUAGAGAUCAACAUAUAAUGUUUCUUGUUCGGAAUGACAAGUAUGGGCCAAUAACUAAUCUCAUUAAACCUUGUCUCUCUUAAUCCGUCUCUCUCUCUCUCUCUCACACAUUUUGCAAUUGGAAAUCUUUGUUAUCUUUUC